AUGCUGGGAGAGCUGCAGGAGGAACGUCAAAGCAAGGCUCCGCCUGCUGCAGACGAGCGUAGAGCAGCCAAGAAGCGACGCAAGGGAGACGCCGGACAAUGGCACCUCGAAAGCACAAAGGCAGUCAAGUCUCUAUCCGCGAGCGACUACGCUAAGCUCGUCCAGGACUGUCCUACCGGCCAUCUGCUUGAUGCUACCACGGAGGAUACUCCUAGAGCCGGAGGUCGACGUAGCCUCAGAAGAUGGCUGCCUCCCAGAGCUCAUCGGCUCCCCUUCAUGAGACAUUUUGUCGAAGAGCUUCACGAGGACGUAGCCAUCCUGCUCAACACCUUCGCCUCGCAAUGGAAACAGAUCAAGAUGGCACUUGAGCGGCAAGACGAGCAGGCCGGCAGUAGCUCGGCUGCUAGAAGUCCCAUGACAUAUGCUCGUGCAUCAGAGCUGGCUCUCGCUGGGCCACUAGCCCUUUUCGUCUCCAUAUGGAAGCGCCUCGGCUGGCAUGCCGUGCAGCUGCAUUGGAGCGAGGAAGCGGAGACGAGGGCGCGCUUCUUUGAAGUGACCUCGCGAGCAUUUCUCAAUCCUUGCUCAUUGCUGAGCGAAUCAUCGACUGAAGACGAGCUGCUUGCUGCAACUGCAGCAGUGUACGCCCUCUACCUCCUCCACACCUUGCAACCAAGCCCACCAGUCCCUAUUCCCGGGCUGCAAAACUCCUACUACAGAUGGGCGUUCCUGCCAGGGCAACGGGAAGAUGCAAGCUGGAAUCCUUAUGCGGAGGCUGGAAGGCAAAGGAUCAAGGUCGAGAUUGAUGUGCUGGAGAAGAUGAUGGCGCUUCCGCAAAAGGCCAGCGCUGCCUUGAGUAUGUCAAGGCAGGCUUUAGAUGAUCUCCACGCACGUCUCAAAUUGGCAAGAGACGACGACCGUCUCGACUUCUGCACCGAUACUCGGUAUGUCCUCCGCAAGCUUUGCGGCGAAGCAGCAUCUGCGGAUACUGCCUCCAGACAUGAAGUCUCUGCAUUUCACGUACUCCCGCACUCGAGUAUACCCGGCAUCCGCAAUCCACCGCACCUGCCCUUUUUCGAGGACGUCAGUAGCGAGGCAAAGCAGAAGAAGGAAGGCAAGUGGGGAAAUCUCAAGCCAAAAGCGGGGGCAGUGCACGAUGUGGACACAGUUUCAACAGAUCAGAGGCCCAUCAAUCUUUCUCGAUCGGACAACCUCCUUAUACGAGCGGCCGAGCAGCUCCGGCAGCCUCUGAAUGCUUCCACGCUCCCUCCACUCGCUGCGCAGACGAGCGCUGCAGAUCAGUCAACGUCCUACGACUUCGCUCAGAAGGACACAGCUACUGCCUGGGCUGGCUCUUGGAUCGAAGUUCCCUUCCGAAGCAAGGAGUUACCGCGGCGGGCGAAAUGGGAGGCCAGUCAGAGGGAUGUGGAACGUCUCAGCCAAUCCUACGAGCAGAGCAAGGCUGAAGUGGCAGGUUCGAGCUCACCGGCGAGCAUGCUCAAUAUCGAUCUCGUGAAGCUCAUGAAGGGAGAUACUGCCUGGAGUGGACGAAGUGUGGACGAACAGCUGCAGCAGAUGAGAGAUGUACCCCUCACUAGUGCCGAGAGCAUCUUUGAAGAAGCGCGGAAAUUGACGGGAGACACAAUCCUUCGAGGGAUGGCGAAGAAGGCCAAUGGGACAACCACCCAGGUAAAGAAGUAG
Molecule: messenger RNA, 1698 nt
Organism: Microstroma glucosiphilum
Lineage: Eukaryota; Fungi; Basidiomycota; Exobasidiomycetes; Microstromatales; Microstromataceae
Exons: 1
Coding region: 1-1698 (565 amino acids)
Source: RefSeq, a predicted model, not a curated record